Melampsora larici-populina 98AG31 is the source of this 450-nucleotide messenger RNA. RefSeq lists its product as uncharacterized. NCBI's taxonomy places the organism in Eukaryota, Fungi, Basidiomycota, Pucciniomycetes, Pucciniales, Melampsoraceae. Bases 1 to 450 code for a protein of 149 amino acids. The record is from RefSeq and is a predicted model, not a curated record. The transcript is spliced from 5 exons.
AUGAAUUUCCGACUUCAAUUCCUGACUGCUGUUGUGCUUUGCUUUACGUUUACUUUCGGAUUUCCAGCAGAUGAAUCCAUUUGUGAUGUGAGCUUUAACCCGGCACCUGUUGAGGGAAAAUUACCUCCAGCUUUCCCAGCCGGAACUUCACCAGGUUUCAUUUGCGGUUUCCAGAAUAAGACUGCUCACGUAGUUAAUUAUCGUCAAUGUCGAACCUGUCUUCCUACUGCCAAGGGCAAAAAGUGUCAAUUGCUCAAUAACGCAACAGCUCCUGUGAUCGAGUCACACAAUUGUACCCUUGCUUAUGGCCCAGUAGAUCUUGUUGAUAUAACUAAAUCUCAAAAAUACUAUUGUAAAGAUGAUCAAAAUUACUCUUGUGGUAAAAUCGAAAACGCUACUGUGUGCGAUGAAUGUACCUCAUAUUCACCAAUCGGGACAACCUUAUUCUGA